GUGAACGUUCAGUUAAUCAUUUCUUCGCUAACUAGCAAGCUAGCGCGUAGCUUAGUUAUAUUAUUCGCUUUAACCUGCAACUUCAUUAUACAACCCACGUCUUUAGCUAGCUGUUUCGUUUAUUUGCUAGUUGGAGCUCCGAAUACCCGGAUGAGACCGCGCUAUCUGAUUAGCCCAGACGACGUUUUUGACUACGCGAUCACCGGGAGGGAAAACUACAACUCCCAUGAUGCUCUCGGCGCUCAGCGAGUGGGAGGUGAAACAGCGCGCAUUACCACAGAUUCAUACCUGCAAGUUGUAACCGUUUGAACAGCACGGGCGCUGUAUUUCUCUUUUUUUAUUUCCGCUAUCAUGAUGAUGAUGAUGAUGAUGAUGGUUGUGGUGGUGGGCUCCGGGGUCGUGGCGUUAAUCCUGAGACUGAUGUCGCCUCACAUCAGGAAAUAUGCAGCAGGUGGAGUGUGUGUGUCCACAGCACGUCUGGACGGGAAGACAGCGCUGAUUACAGGAGCGAACACAGGAAUCGGAAAAGAGACGGCGCUGGACCUGGCUGCACGGGGUGCGCGGGUGAUUCUGGCCUGUCGGGAUGUGAAGAAAGGUGAGGAGGCGGCGGCGGAGAUCCGCUCACGUGUGGGUGGUGCACAGGUGGAGGUGCGAGAACUCGACCUGGCGGAUACCUACUCAAUACGAGCAUUUGCACAGAGAUUCCUCCGAGAGGUGAGUCACCUGCACAUCUUGAUCAACAACGCCGGGGUGAUGAUGUGUCCUUACAUGAAGACUGCAGACGGCUUCGAGAUGCACCUGGGCGUCAAUCACCUCGGUCACUUCCUGUUGACGUACCUGCUGAUCGGUGUUUUGAAGCGCAGCGCGCCGUCCCGCAUCGUCGUCGUUUCGUCCCUGGCACAUUAUUUCGGCUGGAUCCGAUUCCACGACCUGCACAGUCAGGGGAGCUACAACAGCGGCCUGGCCUACUGCCAGAGCAAACUGGCUAACGUGCUCUUCACCAGGGAGCUAGCGCGCAAGCUAACAGGGCUGAACGUGACGGUGAACUCGGUGCACCCGGGGACGGUGAUGUCCGAUUUGGUGCGUCACUCCACGGUGAUGUCUCUGCUGUUCGCGUUGUUCUCUGUAUUCCUGAAAACGCCGCAGGAGGGAGCGCAGACCUCCAUUUACUGCGCAGUGGCUGAGGAGCUGCACUCCAUCGCGGGAAAACACUUCAGUGACUGCGCUCCAGCCUCCGUCGCUCCUCAGGGCCGCUGUGAUGAAACCGCUCGGAGGCUGUGGGACGUCAGCUGCGACCUCCUCGGUAUCGAAUGGGACUGAGAUCACUCUUCUCUCCAUCGCAGACCCGUCACUCAGACGAGACAUCCAUUCUGUUCUACCAAUUUGCCAAACGCACUUAAUACCACUUUAAGCUUAUUUAAGAAACGGGACCUGGGAUCCCAAUGUCGUUUCAGUCGUACAUCGCUGUAGGGCAAGCAAAAAUUUUGAGUUUCAUUUCUUUGUUAGAAAUUUGAACGUUGUUUUAAUUCACGCACAUUUCACCUCCUCCCCACUGCAGCUACCUGGAAUCGUACUGUUUUUAUACAGAAGUAAAUUUGUUUUUUACUACUGUUACAUUCAUGACAAGAGAAUUUAAAUAUUUAAAUAUAUAUAUAUAUAAUGUACGGAAACACUAUUAUGAUUGGCCACGUUUUCCUACUUUUCUUAUAUGAAGGGUCACAUGAUGACCAGUUGUGGUCUGAUCACAUUUAAAUAUUUUGAUAAAGAUUUAAGGCAUGAAAGAUUUUAUAUGUUUGCAGUUGACUGAAAGUCUUGCAGAAAUACACAGACAUUCUGGUAUUGCUGUAAUUGUGGGGACUGGAUGUUCUCAAAAGCACAUUAAUGUAACAAAAUCACUUGCUGUUGUGCCAUAUGGAGAGACCUAGCUAAUUUGGAAAAAGAAAAUUGCUUAGGAAGAUGGGAAGUUGCACUUUUUAGGUAUCCAGUCACUUAGUGCUGGAAACUUUUCCUUAGGAUUUUCUCAUUUAGGGGUCCAAGCACUUUGUUCUAAAACCCUGUUGUUUUGUCAGGAUUCUUCUGGUCCUCCUCGUUCUUCUUCUUCUUCUUCUUCUUGACUGGAUAGACAUGAGCCCAAUUCGAACAAUCAAAUAUAUAUAUUUUAUUUUGAGUCACUGGCCCAUCUGCAAAGAUUUUGAGCUACUUUGCAUAGUAGGCAAAUCCUACAUCUGGUAACUUUGACCUAAUCCUUGCAAAUUUGUUGUCAAAUCUAAGAAAAGUGUAACUAUCUAACUAAGGUUGGAAAAAACAUUGAAAAAUUAAAUAAUAAUAAUAAUAAAUGAUAUGAUUGCUACAAACCUGUUCACAAUGGAACUAAACUUAAACAACUGUAACUGCUUUGAUUGGUUCGAAAUUUAUUUUGAGGCAUGGUGGUCAACAGGGGGUGCUAUAAAAUUCAAAUAACUGUUUUACCAGAGCUAUCUGAUAAAUAAAGUUACAUUUUGGACCCAGAA
Pangasianodon hypophthalmus (striped catfish) is the source of this 2510-nucleotide messenger RNA. It is a transcript of the gene rdh12, whose product is annotated as retinol dehydrogenase 12. The coding region runs from base 352 to 1320 and encodes 322 amino acids. The transcript has 7 exons. The record is from RefSeq and is a predicted model, not a curated record. NCBI's taxonomy places the organism in Eukaryota, Metazoa, Chordata, Actinopteri, Siluriformes, Pangasiidae.